This is a messenger RNA of Penicillium canescens, 858 nucleotides long. RefSeq names its product PIG-F family protein. The coding region runs from base 1 to 858 and encodes 285 amino acids. The transcript is spliced from 3 exons. Gene Ontology annotation, biological process: GPI anchor biosynthetic process. Gene Ontology annotation, cellular component: endoplasmic reticulum membrane. NCBI's taxonomy places the organism in Eukaryota, Fungi, Ascomycota, Eurotiomycetes, Eurotiales, Aspergillaceae. The record is from RefSeq and is a predicted model, not a curated record.
AUGGCCUCAGAUAGCUCUGCGUCAGGGCCUCCCUCGACGCCGACGGCCCCUGCUGAGAAACCUUCCGCUCUCCCCGUCAACAUCCUCCCCUCGCCGGUUGCGCGCAUCUACUCCGUUGUGCACCCAGCACUCCUCCUCACAUUAUGUGCCACGCGAUUUGAAGCAUUGGUGGAAGACCCCACCAAGGAGCUUCUCGUGACCCUGCCAUGGCUCACUCUUAUUCAAAUCUCCUACGCGGUGAUCUGUCUUCCGCCCGCUGGAUCGACACCGUCAACAGAGUCGAGCGCGUCCUCCCCGGCUGAGGGCAAGACCAGCCCUCGGUUGCCAUCUGGACCUAGUGGCUCUCGCCAUGGAAAAGCCAGCAAGCGCAAGCAGCACACCAACAGCUGGGCGUGCAUUUGGUCCCGGUUAUUGCCGGCCACACUAUCGCUCUCCCUGACCUUCUUCAUAGCCACUCCAGUGCUGGCCCUCCUUCUCGUCCUAUUCGGCGCCCCCCUCACAACACACAAUGCCGAGACCGUCUUGUGUGCAGCCCACAUGGCCGUUCUCAGCGCCACAGCUUUGAUCUAUGCCCACGGUACAGACCGCGGGGUGUGGAACGAAGUUUGGGGUAUUGCUCGUCCAGCAGACGCGGUUUGGGGUGGUGCACUCGGUGCUGGCUUGGGGGCGUGGUUUGGCGCCAUCCCCAUCCCUCUUGAUUGGGACCGACCAUGGCAGGCAUUCCCGAUCACGAUCCUCGUUGGAGCUUACAUUGGAUACGCACUUGGCUCUCUUCUAUCUCGCACCCCCUUGCUCUAUGGUAAGCGAAUCCAAUUUACUGCAGAGGAGCUGGGAAACAAGGAAAAGAAGACCAACUAA